Molecule: messenger RNA, 1257 nt
Organism: Aaosphaeria arxii CBS 175.79
Lineage: Eukaryota; Fungi; Ascomycota; Dothideomycetes; Pleosporales
Exons: 1
Coding region: 177-1076 (299 amino acids)
Source: RefSeq, a predicted model, not a curated record
AUUACUCCGCACAAAAUCAGCAGAAAACGAGAUACGCACAAUUGGGACUUUGUUUGGACACGAUUCUGGCCUCUUCUGCGGGCAUUUACUCAACAUCGAGGGUAUAGCUGUCGUCGCCAAACCAGCCUCCCUGUACAACCUCAAUUCCACAUUUUGACCACAACAACCGACACAACAUGUCGCAACUCCCAAUGGAACAACCCAUACUCAUACCGAGCAACCUCCCCUCGAUCUUCGACUCCAUCCUCACCCUCCUCCUAACCAUCGUCCUCCCCCUUCUCGCCCUCCACCUCAUCCACCACGACUACCAAUCCUUCCUCCGCCUCGGUCCCGGCGGCACGCCGUCCACCCCAACCGGCUACCUCAAGAUCAAACUCCUCUCCAUCCUCUCCCUCCGCGACCCUCUCCGCCCCCUCCCCAUCCCCCCACACUUCCGCCCACAAACAGGCCACCUCCGCACGCUCCCCAAGCGCCGCGGACCCCGCCCCAUAAUCGCAGGCAUCGCCCCCCAGCGCCAGCAAUCGCAGCGGUCCUCCCCAUCAACAUAUGCCGCGCUGGUCGCCAGACUACGGCUCCUCGCGCAGGAACCGCGAAACAUGCUGUUAGAACGCACGUCGUGCUUCGAGAAGCAUUCGAGCGGGCUGUUCGCGCGGACGCCGAUCACGCGGACGUGCGGAGGCGAGAUAUGCCAUGCGCAUCCGUCGGACGGGAGCAUGCAUCUCACGCUGCAUCCGGCGGACGUGAAGGUGGUGAUUGAGGCUGGGUGGGGGGAACGGCAUCCGUUGGCGAGGGGCGGGUGGUUUAGGAGGUUCGUGCCUAGGGAGUUUGUGCUGGUGUAUGCGCCGAGGGAGGAGGCGGAUCUGGAAGUCUUGAUGGAGGUUGUUGGGGCGGCGGUUUGGUGGGUUAGUGGGCUGGAUGUUAAGGGGAGGGGUGGGGAGGGGGAUGGCGAGGGGGAGAGGAGGAGGGAGGCGGAUGUUGGGGAGAUUAGGAAGGCGAGGGAGGAGAAUGAGUGUUGGAGUUGUAGAGUCCAUGGUUGUGGGCGGAGGACGGUGGAGGGCAUGGUCGAUGAUGCGUGAUUGGUUUGAGGGAAGGGGUAGAGAAUGUGAGAUGAAGUACGGAGAUUUGGCAUGAAUUCAAUUUGACGACUUUUCGAGCGUGGUGUUUGGCGUUUUGGCAUCAGGGAAAUUCGGGCAUGGGAGGAGACACGAUGGUACAUGGUACCAUGUCCAGGAAACAGAUUGUGCAAAAUGGGAUGGG